Agrilus planipennis (emerald ash borer) is the source of this 1974-nucleotide messenger RNA. Its product is annotated as sodium-coupled monocarboxylate transporter 1-like. Gene Ontology annotation, molecular function: symporter activity. The record is from RefSeq and is a predicted model, not a curated record. Gene Ontology annotation, biological process: transmembrane transport; sodium ion transport. Gene Ontology annotation, cellular component: membrane. NCBI's taxonomy places the organism in Eukaryota, Metazoa, Arthropoda, Insecta, Coleoptera, Buprestidae. The coding region runs from base 91 to 1890 and encodes 599 amino acids. The transcript has 9 exons.
GGUUAGCUACCUAUUUGUGAAGUAGCACAGAAAAUUGUAAAGAAUGUCCUUACCAAUUUAGAUGAACGUUUAAAGAAUCAACCAAGAAAGAUGACCACCAAAGUCGAAUUUGAUACGAUCACAACCACUGAAACCACCGCCACCACAGUUUUCACAAAUUUCACCGUAAACGAAUUUAUAUCAAAAAUACAAUUUUCAUGGAUCGAUUACACCCUCUUCAGCACAAUGUUAGCCUUAAGUGCAUUAAUUGGGAUUUACUUUGGUUUCUUUGGAAAAAAACAGGAUACAACUGAAGAAUACCUUUUAGGCGGAAAGACUAUGAAAGUUUUCCCAGUUUCGAUGUCACUCAUUGCAAGUCACAUCUCAGGAUUGACAUUACUGGCCCUACCAGCUGAUGUUUAUCGCUAUGGAGCCGCUUAUUGGCACACCUGUAUCUGCAUUGCCAUUACUGCUGCAAUAGCAGCGUACGUUUUUCUACCAGUUUAUUACAAACUGCAGUUGACCAGCACAUACGAGUAUUUGAAACUUAGAUUUGAUAAUCGUAUGAGAACAAUCACAUCUCUUUUAUUCGCCAUUAACACGUUUCUUUACAAUCCUGUCGUCAUAUAUAUUCCUGCAUUGGCCUUCUCACAAGCUACUGGAGUUCACGUUCACUUGAUAACACCUAUCGUAUGUUCCAUUUGUAUAUUUUAUACCACCAUUGGGGGUUUAAAGGCAGUAGUGUGGAGUGACACCCUGCAAUUCAUAUGUACCUCGGGUGCUAUGGUUUCGGUUUUCAUUUUAGGUCUUAAAGCUUCUGGAGGAUUUGCGAAUGUUUGGCAAACAUCAUUAGAUGGACAACGACUAGACAUUUUUGAUUUCGAUAUAGACCCAACAAAAAGGGAUGGAUUUUGGGCACUCACUUUUGGACAAAUUGUGCAUUGGACUGCAAUCAUUGCUAUCAAUCAAGGUUGUGUUCAAAGAUUUUUGGCUGUUCCGACAAUUUCAGAUGCCAAAAAAGCGCUUGGUAUUUUUGGGGUUGGCAUGUGUAUUGUAAAAUCCCUUUCUGUUCUAACUGGUCUGAUCAUUUAUACCAAAUACCAUAAUUGUGAUCCACUGGCUACAAAAGCAGUGGAAAGGUCUGAUCAACUUCUUCCUUAUUACGUGAUGGAUGUAGCCCAUCAUAUUCCUGGAUUAUCUGGUUUAUUUAUUGCUGGAAUUUUUAGUGCUGCCUUGAGUACCCUCUCUGCAACAUUAAAUACUGUGGCGGGUACCAUUUACGAAGACUUCGUAGCACCCAGAAUGUCAGAGAAAACAACCGAGAAAACAGCCAGUAACAUAAUAAAAGUAAUUGUGGUUAUAUCUGGAGUCGUGUGUACUGCCCUUGUGUUUGUUUUUGAGAACCUUGGUGGACUCUUGCCACUAACCAUCAGUAUUGCUGGUAUCACUGCUGGACCCAUGUUGGGUUUGUUCAUUCUAGGAAUGCUAUUUCCUUCAGCAAACUCUAAGGGGGCUUAUUGGGGAGGCAUGGUGGGCUUAGUAGGCACAUCAAUUAUUAUUUUAACUGCUCAGUACUACAAAAUGAUGAAAAUUCUCACAUUUCCGCCAAAACCAUUGUCUACAGACGGCUGUCCACAUUUAGUUAAUGCAACAUUAAGUUCUUGGACAAGUGAUCCUGUAGUACAUCAGCAACCCUUUGCGAUAUUCCGCAUCACCCAUUAUUACUACGCAUUCAUUGGAACCGCAAUAACCGUAAUAGUUGGUUUAAUAGUAAGUUACCUCACCAAAAGACCUACCGAUCCUCCAGUGAACAGAGACUACAUCAGUCCUGUAGUACACUUUGCGCUUCCAAAAGAAAAGCCUUCCGAUUAUUACUCCGUGGAAAAAGCUAUGGAAAUGGUAUCUCAAUGAUAUGGAAAACCUAAAGUAGGAGUACAGAGUUGAAAAUAUACGUAUAUGACUUUUGUAGCAGUGACAAUAAAUAUUUUAUAUUUA